GAUAUACUAGUUAGUACUUGUUCAAUAGUUGGCAGGCGUGUAUGAACUUCUUGGCGGAAAACAUAUUUUGACUUUGACUGGAUGGGAAUUGUGCGUGAAAAAUACUCGAGUUAUGAAUUCUGUGUGAUAUUGUUUAUGUUGACAGCAAUUUUGUAUUGACGUAAGUUUAAUGAUGGUGAGAAUGUUGAGGCAUGAGAAGCCGAAUGUAUCAGCUGCGUAGGUUUUCGUUUUCACUAGGAAUCUUUUUAGUUGAUGCUUGUUUUACAUGAUUUGAGUGAACAAUGGCAAUGUCAUCAGCUAGUGCGUCAAGCUUAGUCCAGCAAGAGGACAAUCUCGAUGACUGCGGUCCAUUACUUAUCAAUAAGCUCGAGGCACAUGGGAUCAGUGCUGCGGAUGUCAAAAAACUGGAAGAAGCUGGAUUUCAUACAGUUGAAGCUGUGGCAUUUGCUCCUAAGAAACAGCUGCUAGCAAUUAAAGGCAUAAGUGAAGCUAAAGCUGAUAAAUUAUUGCUGGAAGCUUCUAAGCUAGUACCAAUGGGCUUUACAACAGCAACUGAGUUUCAUCAGAAACGUUCAGAAAUAAUACAGCUUACAACUGGUUCAAAGGAACUAGAUAAGUUGCUUGGUGGGGGAAUAGAAACAGGCUCCAUCACUGAAAUAUUUGGUGAAUUUCGAACUGGUAAAACACAAAUUUGUCACACAUUAGCUGUUACAUGUCAGCUUCCUAUAGAUCAAAGUGGAGGAGAGGGCAAGUGCUUGUACAUUGAUACUGAAGGUACAUUCCGACCUGAGCGUUUACUUGCAGUUUCAGAACGAUAUAAGUUAUCUGGAAGUGAUGUACUUGACAAUGUUGCAUAUGCAAGAGCAUACAAUACAGAUCAUCAGACACAACUUUUAAUUCAAGCAUCAGCUAUGAUGGCAGAGUCCAGGUAUGCACUCUUGGUUGUGGACAGUGCCACAGCCCUGUACCGUACCGAUUACUCAGGACGAGGAGAGCUCUCGGCAAGGCAAAUGCACCUAGCACGUUUCCUGCGUAUGUUGUUACGGCUUGCUGAUGAGUUUGGGGUUGCUGUUGUUAUAACCAAUCAAGUUGUAGCACAAGUCGACGGUGCUGCUUUAUUUGCUGCUGAUCCAAAGAAGCCUAUUGGUGGCAACAUCAUGGCUCAUGCUUCAACCACUAGGUUGUAUCUGAGAAAAGGAAGAGGUGAAACCAGGAUCUGUAAGAUAUAUGAUUCCCCAUGUUUACCAGAAACAGAAGCUAUGUUUGCUAUAAAUGCAGAUGGUAUUGGAGAUGCCAAAGAGUGAAAUUGGUACUCUGCUGUAAAAAAGAUCUUUUGUACAGUAAAAUUAGCUAAUAAGAGUGUUAAAACAUGUCGUUUUUAUGUAUAUUCUUAUUAAAAAAAUCCAAACCUCGA
Messenger RNA from Schistocerca nitens (vagrant locust), 1414 nucleotides. It is a transcript of the gene spn-A, whose product is annotated as DNA repair protein RAD51 homolog 1. NCBI's taxonomy places the organism in Eukaryota, Metazoa, Arthropoda, Insecta, Orthoptera, Acrididae. The transcript has 7 exons. The record is from RefSeq and is a predicted model, not a curated record. Bases 282 to 1304 code for a protein of 340 amino acids. Gene Ontology annotation, biological process: chromosome organization involved in meiotic cell cycle; mitotic recombination-dependent replication fork processing; reciprocal meiotic recombination. Gene Ontology annotation, cellular component: condensed nuclear chromosome. Gene Ontology annotation, molecular function: double-stranded DNA binding; ATP hydrolysis activity; DNA strand exchange activity.